Molecule: messenger RNA, 4977 nt
Organism: Cuculus canorus (common cuckoo)
Lineage: Eukaryota; Metazoa; Chordata; Aves; Cuculiformes; Cuculidae
Gene: GAS2L3
Product: growth arrest specific 2 like 3
Exons: 8
Coding region: 95-2251 (718 amino acids)
Biological process (GO): actin crosslink formation
Cellular component (GO): actin filament
Molecular function (GO): cytoskeletal adaptor activity; actin filament binding; microtubule binding
Source: RefSeq, a predicted model, not a curated record
AGCACUGAUGAGUUUUUCUUUGGAUUUUCACAAAAGCAGGAGGAACUGUGUUAAAAAUUCUCUUGUCUUUCCCCAGGGGGAGAAACUAAUGUAAAUGCAGAUGACCAUGCAGCAUGCAGUUCAGGUGUGGUUUGGAGAUGACUUUCCCUUAAGUCCCCGAAGUCCUCUGACUCCCAGACAUGGGCCAGGUUUGGCAGAUGUGUGCCUAUACGACCAAUGGAUAUCUGUGCGACAUGAAGCAACUUUGGUGCCUAUGCAAGAAGAUCUGUCAAUCUGGCUGUCUGACUUGCUGGGAAUAGAAGUCAAAGCAGAGCAACUGCUGGAAGAACUUGAUAAUGGGGUACUACUCUGCCAGUUGGUUGGUGUUCUUCAAAACAUAGUUAAAGAAAGUUGUAGGUCAAAUAAUUUAAGGAAUUUUCCAAUGAGAAAAGUCCCUUGUAAGAAGGAUGCUCCAGCAGGAUCUUUUUUUGCCAGAGAUAAUACAGCCAACUUUCUUAACUGGUGUAGGGCCAUUGGAGUUGAUGAGACUUACCUCUUUGAAUCUGAAGGUUUAGUUUUGCACAAGGAUCCAAGACAAGUAUAUCUUUGUUUGUUGGAAAUUGGACGCAUUGUAUCCAGUUAUGGAGUUGAACCUCCUGUACUGGUAAAACUAGAGAAGGAAAUUGAGCUAGAAGAAACACUGCUGAUGACCUCUGGACCACCAUCACCUGUCACCACAGCCAAGUCAUGUUGUCAUCAUGGGGAGCUACAUGAGGCAGUUAAACAUAUAGCAGAAGAUCCUCCCUGCAGUUGUUCCCACCGAUUUUCAAUUGAAUACUUAUCAGAAGGACGUUAUAGACUGGGAGAUAAAAUACUCUUCAUACGAAUGCUACAUGGCAAGCAUGUGAUGGUACGUGUUGGUGGAGGUUGGGACACCCUUCAAGGUUUUCUACUGAAAUAUGAUCCAUGCCGAGUGCUUCAGUUUGCAACUCUGGAACAAAAAAUCCUGGCGUUUCAGAAAGGGGUCACCAGUGACAAUGUCCCCAGCUCAUCAGCUAGAGUUCAGGAGCCUCCUCUCAUGAAUCCAAUGUCAGCUGUCAAUAUGUUUCAAAAGCAGCCAUCAAAACCGUCCACUCCUCUUUCAGCUCUAGGGGCCACUGCCAACAAGCCUUUAUGUAAACGUCCUCAGUCCCCUGCCUUGACAUCGCCAAAAGUGCCAGUGCCCUCAUCCUCUACAGCCAAGUCAUUAACAGCCAGGUCCAAAUUAAAGGGGUCUUCAGUGACAAGUGUGCAGUCUCCUUUCAAACCAUUAUCUGGCACCUCAAAGAAACUGGAGCCUACUGCACGCAACUCGCCAGCUUCUGCACCUUCACAGCCUGUAAGCAAAAGCUCUUCGUCUGCAGGAAUAAGAACAGCUCUUGUUCACUCCGAAACAUUACGCAAACGUAUUCGGUCUCCUGAUGCUCCCAAGGCGAAAUUUGCGCUGCCUCAGGGCUCCCCAGGAGCAGCGCUGCCUCCUGCCCUCUCAUCCUCUAAAAAACAGCUCUCUCGCUUGCCUGGGACAGCUGAAAGGGUGGCUUCAAAACAGAAGCAUGUCCCUGCUAAAAGCAAACCUGUAUCCAUUGCUAAAACUAAAGUGAAUUCAGUUGCUUCAAGGGCUACUCGGCUGCCUGCUACCAAUCUGGGUGCUGUUGCCAAGUUUGCACAUUCUCAGCAGCUCGUCACAAAACCUCCUGAGAAUGCUAUUCAGACCUCAGAAACUGGGUCUCGGCAUCCUCAGAAAGCUUCACAAACAGCUUCUGACCUGGCGAGGAACUUGAAAAGUGCUUCAGUCCUGAAACACUCAGCUUCUGCACCUUCCCUUACAGUUAGCAAAGCAUCAAAAUUGCCAUCUAUGCUGGUAUCUACAAGCAAAAAUGCAUCAUCAGCUGUCAAUAAACAGCCAAAUGUCAGUAAACCCCAUCAGGCUGGAUCUGCUUCAUCGAAACCUCCUGAACGCACUCCCUUAUCUGUUGUACGGCUUCCUCAAACUGCAGCCAAAGCAACAGUGACCAAAAAGCCAGCACAGCCUUCCACAAAAGGUCAGCCUUCCACCAAAAACUUGCAAGCAAGUGAAAGCUCAGCCCCAGCAGCCAAGAAGCCUCUCCCUAAAGGAAAAUCAGCAAUGGCAUGUAACAAAGGAAUGCCUGCUGUAUCAAAAGGCACUCUUAUGAAGAGCAGGCAAGAUGAUCACUAUUUUGUUAUGACAGGGAGUAAAAAACCCAGAAAGUAAAUUUAUUUGUUACUUUCUGUGGAAGCCUUAACUUUUUCAAGUGGGCCUCUUGUAUCUGCUACUCUAAGGAUGAGGGAAAAACAGUUAAAUAACACUACAUUUACUAUGAGGUAUUAGGUAUAACCUUACUCUAAUUUAUGCAGCAAAAUGUAGAACUAUAUUUAUUUUGCGGUUUAGAAACUUCUAAUUGAAUAUAUUUAGAAGUGAGCUUGCUUUCUGUGUAGCGCUGUGGAAUAGAGAAUAGUCCUGUUUGCUGCUAGCCUGACCUGCUGCAGGGAAGGCAGGAGGAAGGAGAGGGGAGCUAAGGCUGCUGGUUUUGCUGCUGCUCAUUUUCAAGGGAGCAAAGCCUGCCCAAGAAAUGUCUACCCAGGGUGAUUCAGGUGCCCAAGUGUUUCUGAUGGUUCUGGCACAUGGGCAUCAGGGCCUGUGGCAAGUAAUAUUGCUGUGCACAAGCUGUAAAAUUUCUGAUACCUCAAAAAAGACUGUUUUUUACUUCACCAGUGACCCAGAACUUGCACUUGGGUCAUCUGCGUGUGUUAGAAAGAGAAAGAAAUCUCUAGUCAUGUUUAGAUUUGAGGGCUGCUGUUAUGUGCUCCCCUUAUGCCUUGAAGUGGCUUUAGCUUGCUUGGAAGUGGAGCCCUGUUGGUUUGUGUUAAGUUGAACAUAGAAAAUCAUGGCCUUGAUUGCUUGCUCUCGUUGUGCCUUAGCCUUUCAAAUUCAGGACUGAUCUCUUCAGUGAGCAGUGCUACUUUAAAAAGCCUGGGCAGAUAACCUUGCGUAGUUAAUGUUCAAAUCUGACUAUAAGCCCAGUGUUUCCUAAAAAGCUCUUGCUACAUGGAGAGAAGAUACUCAGUUACUGGGAGGGUGCUUUCCCUUGGGAUGGAGCCUCCAAACAGCUACUGCUCCUGCAACACAAAGCUGGGAGUACUCGCCUGCACUGGCAGAGUCUUACUGUUCUGUAGGAAUGGCCUUUACAUGUAAAAGUGGAUUGCUAAAUACUUAGCUUGGCACUACAGGUUAAUUUUUAUGGGCAAUAUCUGUCUCCAGUGGCCUUUUUUGUUUUAUUUAUGGAGUCCUUCUUACUGACUCCCCUGUAUUACUUUCUGGAGGUGAGAAGGCAUUUCUCAAGGUAGCGAGGGACUCCGUUUGUCUUUAAACAUCUGAAAGUGCCAGAAAGCUAUGCACUGUUUAUGCUCUCAGCUCCUGAAGGCUUUCAGCGUGUUAAAUAUCUGUGGUGCUCAACACUGAAAGCCUGAAGAGAAGUGAGUUUCAUGAUAUGUAAAUAAAAGCUACUAUGUUGGGGAGUAGCAUUGGUUGUGUUAUUUUGGGUUUAGUGAACAGUUGUUUAUACAAGCAUUGAGGAGCGAUCAAGGUCUGUGAAGAGCCUCUACUGACUUCCACAGACCAUCACUUUUGCUUUCUGUUCCUAGGAUGUUUACUUAUGGGCAGGUGAAAGAGUUGCAUGGAAACUGUAGUUUCUGAUAUUAUAUAUUUAAUAUUUUUUUCUCCCCUGGAACUAGAGUAAGCAAGCAUCAUAAUUCUGCAUGUUCUCAUCUGCAGUGCCAAAGCCAUUGAGCUGCCUUUCUGAGCACCUUGUUAGCUUUUUUAAUUUAUGAUUCUAUUUAUGCGUAUCUACUGUACAGUACUGCUUACAACCUGCAGGUUGUAAACAGUAAAAAACAUUAUCUAAACUGUACAAGAUAAAACUGAUCAGUUUUAAUAAUGUGGGUGCAAGACCCACAAACUCACAUACAAAGUUGUAUGUUUGGGGAAGGCCUUAUGCUUACUUAUUGUAUAAAUACACUGGUCAAAGACACUACUGCAAAUAUAAAGAAUAGUAUUGACUGUAGUGGACCGCUUUCAGGUUUGAUAAAUUUGACACACAUUUUCAUAUGCUGAAAAGCAUUUUACGGUAGAAGACUUGCUUUUGAUUUUGCACUUCCAAAUAACGAGCAAUGAUGUGAUAUAUCUCAUGAGAUGAACAGCUGAUUUCUUAGGGUUUCUUUCUGUAUUGGGUCUUGCUGAGAUGAAGUUAGUUUUCUUCACAGCGUUCCAUAUGGUGCUGUGCUUCAGAUUUGUGAGUAAAACAGUGUUGGUACCACACCAGUGUUUCGGCUGUUGCUCGGCAGUCCUUGCGCAGGGUCAAGGCUGCUUCUUCCUGCUCUGCCCCCACAGUGAGUAGUCUCGGGGCAGCAAGAGUUUGGGAGGGACAUGACCUAGACAUCUGACCUGAACUAUUCCAUGUCAGAUAACAUCAUGCUCAGCAAUAAAAUCAGGGUAGAAGAAGAAGUUAUUUGGGAAGGGCUGGCUUCCAAGGUGGCCGCUGUUUGCUGACUGGCUGAGCAUUGAUCUGCAUGUGGGAGUUAGUGAGUGAUUGCCUUUGGUGGUUUAGUUUUUAUCUCUUUCCUUCACUUAUUAAACUGCCUUUAUCUCAACUUGUAAGUUUUCUCGCUUUUGCUUGUCUCUCCCCCAUCCUGCUGGGAAUGAAGGGAAGAGGGAGUGAGCAGGUGUGUGGGUGAUUGGCCGCUGGCUAGGGUCAACCCACCAAACUUUUUUUAAACUUUUACAAGUUUUUUUAGUAGUAAUUUAAACACUGAGACUCUCAAAUCUCAGUAUAAUGCUAUCUCAGCAUCUACCUUUUUGAACUAUAACUUCAGAGAACUGAGGCAGAUAGCUUCAUCUUUGUGAUCCAUUAUCUCAUGCAAUAAAUUAAAUAAAAAACAUAA